CUGGUCAUACUGGUGCCGGUGUAUAAAAUUAGUGUGCAAGAAGUGUGCUCAUUCGCGAAUAUAAAUAAAUUAAACAGCCAGUUUAAUGUUUAUAGUUUCCUGAUUUCGUGCUACCCCGUUAGAAUGUCCCUGCAAACGGGCUUGGCUUUCAUUUUCACCAUAUUAGCCUCUGUUAGUAUCGUCGCAGCAAUUAUUUUGUUGGGCUGGUUCCUCAUCUGGAAGGCGUUUCUAUCGAAAUUUCGUCUGGUUCGCGAGUUGUUGGGUCAGGAGGAGCCGGAGGAGCAGCAACCACUUGCUUGGGAUCACCAGAAUCAACAGCCACAACAGCACGGCCGAGCCAGGAAAGCUCGCCGAGACUAGGAAGCACUUAAUCCACAAUCCCAUCAACACAGCCUCAACAUGAACAUCCGCUGCGCAAAACCGGAAGACCUAAUGACCAUGCAGCACUGCAACCUGCUGUGCCUGCCCGAAAACUACCAGAUGAAGUACUACUUUUACCACGGACUCACCUGGCCUCAGCUUAGCUACGUGGCCGAGGACGACAAGGGGGGCAUUGUGGGCUAUGUCCUGGCCAAGAUGGAGGAGCCGGAGCCCAAUGAGGAGAGCCGCCAUGGGCACAUCACCUCGCUAGCGGUCAAGCGUUCCUAUCGGCGAUUGGGCCUGGCCCAAAAGCUCAUGAACCAGGCCUCCCAGGCCAUGGUCGAGUGCUUCAAUGCCCAGUACGUGUCCCUGCACGUGAGAAAGAGCAAUCGGGCUGCCCUGAACCUCUACACCAACGCCCUCAAGUUCAAGAUCAUUGAGGUGGAGCCCAAGUACUAUGCCGAUGGCGAGGAUGCUUAUGCAAUGCGGCGCGACCUCAGCGAAUUCGCGGAUGAGGAUCAGGCCAAGGCUUCGAAGCAGGCGGGCGAGGAGGAGGACAAGGUGGCCCACAGAUCCAGCGGACACGGCCACUCGCACAACCACAGCGGUCAUGAUGGCCAUUGUUGCUGAACACUUUCGCUGCCGGCGCAUGCGGGUUUCGACGUUUUUUGCAUUUUUGUGCAUUAGGGUUUUGUAAUUAAUUAACAUAUAAAACUUAAUUAAAAUUAAAACAAAAGUAAUGACAAACGCGAAUGUUUUUAACAAAAGCGGGUUUAGAA
This is a messenger RNA of Drosophila erecta, 1139 nucleotides long. RefSeq names its product N-alpha-acetyltransferase daf-31 (gene vnc). Gene Ontology annotation, molecular function: protein N-terminal-serine acetyltransferase activity; protein-N-terminal-glutamate acetyltransferase activity. Gene Ontology annotation, cellular component: NatA complex. Bases 400 to 990 code for a protein of 196 amino acids. The record is from RefSeq and is a predicted model, not a curated record. The transcript is spliced from 3 exons. Gene Ontology annotation, biological process: N-terminal peptidyl-glutamic acid acetylation. NCBI's taxonomy places the organism in Eukaryota, Metazoa, Arthropoda, Insecta, Diptera, Drosophilidae.